Vespa mandarinia (Asian giant hornet) is the source of this 1093-nucleotide messenger RNA. RefSeq names its product cysteine dioxygenase type 1. Lineage: Eukaryota; Metazoa; Arthropoda; Insecta; Hymenoptera; Vespidae. Gene Ontology annotation, biological process: L-cysteine catabolic process. Gene Ontology annotation, molecular function: cysteine dioxygenase activity; ferrous iron binding. The record is from RefSeq and is a predicted model, not a curated record.
UCGUUUGCGGACAAUCUCCGGAGUAGGGAGCAUCUUACGCUGCAUAUAAGAUGCUGUAGUGGAGUUGUACUAGACCGGUAGAAGCCGUAGACGAGUAAAAGUCGUAGUAGUGGUACGCAUUAGACAGUGUUCGUCGUGCAAUCUGAACGAUCGGACAUAAUCGUUUUUCUUUAGUUUGUAUUUUUGUAAAAGAAUCAAUCUUAAAAAUAAUAUCUAUAAAAAUAUCAAGUGUUUUGAAGCACUGUAAUAAGUUAUUGAAAAUUGUUCUCAACGAUCGAUACAAUUUGAAUUUGUAAAAACGCGUUUAUAAUCGAAUUCUCGAAAGGAAGAUUAAAAUAUUACGUGAAAAAUGAACAUUUGUAAUCGUGAAUCUCAAUUAUACGAGCCCUGUCGUCAGAAAAGUUUAGGGGGAGAACAUUUUCGACAUGGGAAGGUUUCUACGCUUCGAGAACUCAUCGAUGCGUUACACGAUGCUUUCAAGACCGACCACGUGGACAUCGACCACGUUCAAGACUUAAUGGAAUCAUAUAAGAGCAAUCCAUUGGAGUGGAAGAAAUACGCCAAGUUUGACAGAUACAGGUAUACAAGGAAUUUGGUCGAUGAAGGAAAUGGAAGGUUCAAUCUUAUGGUGUUAUGUUGGGGCGAAGGUCAUGGAUCAGCUAUUCACGAUCACGCAAACGCACACUGUGUUAUGAAGGUUCUUCAAGGAGAACUUUGCGAGACACGGUACGAAUGGCCUUCCAUCUUGGAAAACAACGAUACGAUGAAAGAAUCCGAGAACGAAUUGAUAGAACGCGAGAGGAACACACUCAAGCUCAACGAGAUCUGUUACAUCAAUGAUUCUUUGGGAUUGCAUCGAGUUGAAAAUCCGAGCACCGUGAAUCCUGCAGUAUCGUUACACCUCUAUUCUCCACCAUUUUCAACGUGUUCUGUUUUUAAUAAACAAACUGGACGUAGAAGUGCGUGUACGGUAACGUUUUGGUCGAAGUACGGAGAAAAACGAAAUCGGGAAAUUCAAAAUACCCGAGAUCCCGAAGACAAUUAAUAUAUUAAAAUUUACGGUCACUCGCAUGGGAUGAAUGUAACUUCGAAA